UCCCAACUCAUACGAAAUUGUUGUUUUGUAUAAUAGGAUAUGUGAUGCCAGAAAGUGGUCCAUCAAGAAUUAGUGAAGCACUGAUUGCUGUACAGAAUACGAUGAGGAUACACACCCGACCUUGGUGUCAAAAAGCGUGUGUAUUACUGACCGGUGGUCAAGCCUUGCACCGUAGAAGAGUUCAUUUGGAGUCAGCGAAUCUUAGGCAUGAGGGGACAGAGAUAUACCUUAUAGGAAUUGGUGAACACGUGAGAACAGAAGAUAGUCAGUUAGUGGUGAAAAAUUCACUUUAUGAUUUCCGGUUGUCAACUUACGACAGUAUCGCAGAACUGGCUGAUCUGUUGUUGGAUAUGUUUGCAAAUAAAAGCAGAAAUGAUUCAGAAGACCCCAGGAACUUGAACGUGUUUAGUAAAGUGGACAUCAUGGAAGUACUGUGGACAAUUUAUCCACCGAAAGGAACUGGGUUAACGGAAAUGAAGAAAUCACGCUGGAUAAGACCCAUAAUUGAAGGAGAUGAAGCCUGGUCUUUACUAAGUGAAGACAUCAUGAAGAAAACUGACUUAAAAGCUUGUCUUCGAUUGGUUGUCAGUUCGAUAAUAGAACGCGAAGGUUUUAUAGAAAUACUUUAUGAAAACCCUUUUGAAAUCAGAAAAGUGACUGACAUUGAGACGGCUCUGCAAGAAAUAGAGAGCUACAUUCGGAAAAAGAAGCGCAAAGAUAACAACAAAAUAUGGAUGCCAGAAUUAAGCGACAAUCACCCGUAACUUCUGUACUGUCUGCAAGAUCCUAAAAACCAGUUUCGACAAUAUUUCUCAUUGAUUGCAAGAAUUAUUCGUAUUUUGCCAUGUUUGAUUACUUUUAAUUAUGUUUAAUCGUCUAUAGGUGCCAAAAUAUUAUUGCUCAAUUUUUUUUUUCUAUUAACAAAACUAUAUAUGCACUAAAAUAUAUUUUAAUACAGAAAAGAGCAAGUUGUUGAAAUUAAAGAAGCUAAGAUGAAUAAAAUGAUUCCAUUCA
Messenger RNA from Octopus bimaculoides (California two-spot octopus), 1014 nucleotides. RefSeq lists its product as uncharacterized. Lineage: Eukaryota; Metazoa; Mollusca; Cephalopoda; Octopoda; Octopodidae. The record is from RefSeq and is a predicted model, not a curated record.